AUGGAGCUGAUCAGUGGAUGCGGGACAUGGAACGAAUCUAUGAUGCUAAGAGAUGUCCUGCAGAGAACAGGCUUGCAUACACUGAGUACUUCUUGCUGGAGAGGCGUGCAUUGGUGGUCCAGCAUGAAGAUGAUGUUGGAAGACAGCAGAGACCAUCACUGGGAACUGUUUAAGAAGAAGUUCUAUGCUGAGUUCUUCCCAGAUAGUGUGAGGUAUGCGAAGGAGGUUGAGUUCUUGCAGCUGAUGCAAGGAGACAUGUCAGUGUCGGAGUACGCUGAAAAGUUCAAACACUUGGGCAGAUUUCACACCCUGAAGAUGGCAGAAGACUGGCAGUGUAGAAAGUUUGAGAAUGGGUUGAGGGUGACCUCAAGCUCAUGGUGGCUCCCUCUCUAUCAAGGAAUUCCCUGCCUUGGUAGAGAAGGAGGACAUGCCAUAGAUGCGGCCAGGUGGGCCACUUCAUCAAGGAUUGCCCAGUAUAGGAGCACAGUGUCGAGGCCUUCAUCACAGCAUCACCACAUCACGAGGGGAGGUGCGAGACCACAGGCAGCUGGUCGAGUGUAUGCUGUGACGGGUGCAGAGGCAGCUGGAUCAGGUAACCUCAUCAUCGGGUCUUGUGUGAUAGCUGGUAGGAGCUUGCAUGUUCUGUUUGAUUCGGCGACACAUUCUUUUGUGUCGGAAUCUAGAGUGGUGGAGUUGGGUCUUCCGGUGAAGGAGCUCCAGUAUGACCUGGUGGUGUCCACACCUGCUUCUGGGUUGGUCAGAACCUCGACCGUGUGUGCUAGGUGCAAGAUCGAGGUUGAGGGGCGCAAGUACAGGGUAAACCUCAUCUGUUUACCCUUGGUGGGGCUAGAUGUCAUCUUGGGAUGGAUUGGCUAUCUGCCAAUCACAUUCUCAUUGACUGCAACGAAAGGAAAACUGAGGGGACCCUUGGAGACGCCUGUAGUGGGGGAUUUCUCAGAUGUGUUUCCUGAGGAUGUGCCUGGCCUACCCCCUACUAGGGAGAUAGAGUUCUCCAUUGACCUGGUGCCAGGAGCAGGACCAGUGUCUAUAGCACCCUACAGAAUGGCUCCUGCUGAGCUAGUGGAGUUGAAGAAACAGAUUGAAGAGCUGCUAGAAAAACAGUUUAUCAGGCCGAGUGUAUCACCUUGGGGAGCGCCGGUGUUACUGGUUAAAAAGAAGGAUGGUAGUUCCAGACUCUGUGUGGAUUACAGGCAACUGAAUAAGUUAACCAUCAAGAACAAGUACCCUCUGCCAAGAAUUGACGACUUGAUGGAUCAGUUGCACGGUGCUGCAGUGUUCUCCAAGAUUGAUCUGAGAUCAGGAUACCAUCAGAUUCGAGUCAAGUCUGAUGAUGUGCAGAAGACCGCUUUCAGGUCCAGGCCAUUCCUAGACAAGUUUGUGGUGGUUUUCAUAGAUGACAUCUUGAUUACUCCGGACUCCAGAAGAACAUGCGGAGCAUCUGAAGAUAGUUCUGAGCAUACUGAGAGAGAAGCAGUUGUUACUAUAGGAGAUUCAUUGAAGGAUUCUCCAGAUAGCAGCACCCUUGACCCAGUAACCCGCAAGGAUCAACCUUUUGCUUGGACCGACCGGUGUGAAGAGAGCUUCCUAAAGCUAAAGCAAAAGUUGACUAGCGCUCCAGUGUUGGUGAUUCCUGAUACCGGUAAACCCUUUGAGGUUUACUGUGAUGCCUCAUCAGGGAUUGGGAUGUGUUCUGAUGCAAGAACGGAGAGUGGUGGCAUACGCCUCACGGCAGUUGAAGAAUCAUGA
Messenger RNA from Vigna unguiculata (cowpea), 1767 nucleotides. Lineage: Eukaryota; Viridiplantae; Streptophyta; Magnoliopsida; Fabales; Fabaceae. The record is from RefSeq and is a predicted model, not a curated record.